This is a messenger RNA of Vicugna pacos (alpaca), 1590 nucleotides long. Lineage: Eukaryota; Metazoa; Chordata; Mammalia; Artiodactyla; Camelidae. The record is from RefSeq and is a predicted model, not a curated record.
CUAAGGCCGCUGUGGGAGGAUCCCCUUUAACCUGGGAGAGAACUUUAACUUUGCUGAGUAGAACCUGUGUCUGGGUCGGUACCGAAGAGCACCUUCCUCUGUUUCAAAUGCGCAUUGGUUUCCCUCAGCUGGAGCAAAGCCUGGGACGGGGAGGGGGCUCUGUGGGGCCUUCCAGACUGGAUAAGUAUAACGACUGAGAGCCGCGCACACGCUCAACAGUGUCUCAAGACCCCUCCAGGAACCCAAUAACUCGCCCUCCAAACUGUACCAGACUUGCCCCUCAGUCAUCUCUGGUAUGAGGGAAGCACUCUGGUGCAGCGCGAGAGACCUGGACUCCGAGUCUUCACCCCUGGGUUCUCGUCCUAGCUUGAACACCCACCUACCUGCCUGCCGUUUUCACACAGAUCCUGCCAUAAUUGACUGAUCAGAAAAUUAGACUCAUGGAUCUGACAUCACCAUCAUAAACUAACACUUGGAUGAUUCAGCCUAUCAAAGCCCUGGGACUUGAGAUUUCCAGAAAAAUUCUAGCCACAAAGCAGAAAACUUCUAUGGAGGGAGAUGCUAAGCUACAAGCAGAGUAUCAGGGAAACCGCAGGUAUGGAAACAACUUGCUGACAUCAGGAAGGCAGGUGCAUCGAGGGACUAAAAUGACUGACAGUGAACUUUAAAUCCACCACAUGUUACAUAUGGACCUGCCUUGUGGUCUCCAGCAAGUCAGCGAUAGAGCCACGGAGGGAUUGCUAAGCAACUACUGCCUGGAGACAGAGGGGCGGGGCCGUUGGGGCGGGGCCAGGCUGGAGCGGCCGAUUGGCUGAGACCCAAGGCGGGGCCAAUAGAGCACGCGCGCCAAAUUUCCAACCAACACGUAACAAACGCAGAGGGAAGUGCUUCCGGGUCGCCGCCGGCUACAGCCUCCCGGCGUGUCUAGAAGCCAUGUCCACCUUGUUCCCCUCACUCUUCCCCCGUGUGACUGAGACACUGUGGUUUAAUCUGGAUCGACCCUGUGUGGAGGAGACAGAACUGCAGCAGCAAGAACAGCAGCAUCAGGCCUGGCUCCAGAGCAUCGCAGAGAAGGACAACAAUCUGGUACCUAUUGGCAAGCCAGCCUCAGAGCACUAUGAUGAUGAGGAAGAGGAAGAUGAAGAUGAUGACGAAGAUAGUGAAGAGGACUCAGAGGAUGAUGAGGACAUGCAGGACAUGGAUGAGAUGAAUGACUACAAUGAGUCACCUGAUGAUGGAGAGGUCAAUGAGGUGGACAUGGAGGGCAAUGAACAGGAUCAGGAUCAGUGGAUGAUCUAGGUAGACAAGGCAGGGUGGUCUCCAGGAGAUUCCAGGCCAGCCCGGCCUACCCUGGACCCCUGAAGAACCAGCUGAUCACCCUCCAGUGCCUGAAAGCUCACCCCUGAGCACUCAUCAGCUGCUGCCAGGACCUGGUCUCCAAGGCCCCUCCCAGGCCAUCAGUCUGCCCCUGAAUCCUCAGGGCCUGAGCCCACUCCAUCUUUCUGGCCAGCACCUCACCCCUUGAUUUCCAUAUCUAAUCUCUUUUUAAUUCUCUUUAAUAAAGACACAGGACUGAUUUUUUUCCCCCCA